AGACAUGUACGCGAAACAGCGCUUUCUUGAAUUAACAGAACAACAAGACAAAGGGAAAUUUUCUCUUCUUCUUCUUCUUUUUUUUUUUUGGUUUGCCCAUUCAUUAACAUGUUUUAAAUAAUCUGUUGUAUUUCAUGACGUCGAAAUGCCGGAUGAUUUUUCAUCCCCCUAGAAAUAAGAAUGAUUUAUGUGAAACCACUAACGAUACGACGGAUUGUGCGAAAAAUGGUUUUUCACGGCCGAUGAAAGACCAAUACGAAGAAAAUGUUAAUUUGCCACAGUAUGUCAGUGGUUUAUAUUUUAUGUUAGAGAGCACCUGAGCAAAAUUUAUGAACUUCUUAUGCAACAACUUGUUCAAGUACUUAUUGCGUUACCACUGUUUUUGUUUUCAUCAAAAAGUUAUCGUACAUCUUCUUUUAAUAUCGUUCACAGUGUUUAAUACUCAUUCGAAGUAACGCAAUGUCUGACCGCGUCACGUUCGCUCUGCCCGCUAACAACGUUCAAACACGUGCCUUCCGAAGCCAGUCCUUCAACCCUCCUCCAACUCUAGCAUCGCAUCGCUCCAGAAGAACUCUCAGUCUCCCAGCACGAGAGAAACCAAUCAUUCCGCCAGUUAUUUCGGAAACUCCUGAAUGCUCAGCAGUGGCUGGUGAAAUACAAUCAGACGAACAGCAACAAGUACGUUUGGAAGCAAACUAUUAUGAUGAAAUUCGUUGGUAUACCCCUAUUGUGGGACUGCUCGUGAGUCUGCUGUUAUACGCAUGGUCGUGUCUUUUGUCCUUAUCUGCAGACGAUAAAAAUAUCAUUUAUGAUAUUUUUACUACAGAGUAGAGAAAUAGUGGAGUGGCAUUUUCGCAAAAGAGACAUUAUUUCAGCCUCAUGUACAUGGGCGCUGAUGUUUACAACUAAAAUAUUAGUUUUGAAUUUAAAAGUUUAACAUGAAAAGAGAAGAUAAACUGUUAAGGUGGUAUGGUACC
Orbicella faveolata is the source of this 977-nucleotide messenger RNA. RefSeq lists its product as uncharacterized. The record is from RefSeq and is a predicted model, not a curated record. NCBI's taxonomy places the organism in Eukaryota, Metazoa, Cnidaria, Anthozoa, Scleractinia, Merulinidae.